UAUGUUGACAGUUUCGUUGCAACAAACGAUCCAGCUGAUAGGAAAAAUUUCAUACGAUCCCUGGGGAAGGAGCAACGUGAACUUGCUGAAAGAGUGAUGAUACAGCGGCUUCACCUUUGGCAAAUGAAAUGUAAUCACUCUGAGAUAUAUCAAGAAAUACAUGAUGAAAACUUGGAGUUGAUGAGGGAAAGGCUCAUGGAAACUGUAAUAUGGCCUUCGGAUGACUCAAACACAUGAAAAAUCGAUGAAGUUAGCAUGCUUGAUUAUGGUUUUCUUUUUUCUCUUUCAGUCUUUUAA
Molecule: messenger RNA, 297 nt
Organism: Vigna umbellata (rice bean)
Lineage: Eukaryota; Viridiplantae; Streptophyta; Magnoliopsida; Fabales; Fabaceae
Source: RefSeq, a predicted model, not a curated record